CCGAAAAACAUCCUCAUCGUAAACAAAAUGCGCACGCAGCCUGUGAUACUUGCUAUUGACGCGUUCCUCGAGCACGUUCAUUCUACGUAUCCCGGUGUCCGAGUUUUUCAUGAAGAUAGACCUGAUAUUCCUCAUGGAGCCGAAGUAUGGCAUCCUGGUGUGUGCAAACCUGAAAAAAUCGACUUGGUUGUAACUUUAGGUGGAGACGGAACAAUUCUUCAUGCAUCGUCUCUUUUUAGCUCAGGCGCUGUUCCACCUGUGCUUAGUUUCUCGUUGGGCACUCUAGGUUUCUUGCUUCCUUUCCAUAUCGACGACUUUGCCAAAGCCCUCAAAAGUGUUUUUGACGGAAAAGCUACUAUCCUUAAUCGGAUGCGGUUAGCAUGCACUUUCUAUAACGAGGACGAAUCCAAGAAACCUGAUCAAGCCGAUGAUUGGCAAGUAAUGAACGAAGUUGCAUUGCACCGAGGAUCGAGCCCGCACUUAAACACGAUCGAUAUUUUCGUCGACGGGCAGCAUCUGACGGAGGCUGUGUCUGAUGGCCUUAUCGUCUCGACGCCCACAGGCUCCACAGCCUACUCGCUUUCGGCCGGAGGACCUAUCGUCCAUCCAUCUUUGAGCGCACUUGUGUUGACCCCAAUUUGUCCGAGGAGCUUGUCUUUCAGACCCUUGGUUUUCCCCUCGUCGUCAUCUAUCACGUUGAGGAUUGGUAACCGCAGCCGCGCCCAUGCCGGUGUGUCCAUGGAUGGACGAACCUCGCACGUUCUUCAUCCCGGUGAAUCAGUCACUAUACAAGCAUCGCCUUACCCUGUUCCGUGUAUCAAUCGAUCCUCAAUCGUACCCGAAGAUGGAAGCGAGAGAGAGGAAUUAGAGAAAGGGGAAGGAGCAAGGCCGGGGAAGGAGGAUGAUUGGGUGAGGGAUAUCAAUAACUUGUUGCAGUAUAAUGCAACGUUUAGGAGUAAGGCGCUAUUGAGGCAUAGUCGGACGUGAAACGGAGCUUCCCGAAUUUUUGCUGAGAUCAGUGCAAGUGGGUAGAUUCCAUGGGUUGUCUUUGACAGAGAUGUACGCGUCGUACCUGCUCGAUUGAAGGUCUGCGUUGUAUUCUUCAAGGACAAGUCUACCAUUGAAACAGAUUCGAGAAAAAAAA
This is a messenger RNA of Lentinula edodes (shiitake mushroom), 1144 nucleotides long. RefSeq names its product ATP-NAD kinase-like domain-containing protein. The record is from RefSeq and is a predicted model, not a curated record. The transcript has 7 exons. Bases 28 to 987 code for a protein of 319 amino acids. Gene Ontology annotation, molecular function: NAD+ kinase activity. Gene Ontology annotation, biological process: NAD+ metabolic process; NADP+ biosynthetic process. NCBI's taxonomy places the organism in Eukaryota, Fungi, Basidiomycota, Agaricomycetes, Agaricales, Omphalotaceae.